Molecule: messenger RNA, 3339 nt
Organism: Colletes gigas
Lineage: Eukaryota; Metazoa; Arthropoda; Insecta; Hymenoptera; Colletidae
Product: nardilysin-like
Exons: 12
Coding region: 265-3054 (929 amino acids)
Biological process (GO): proteolysis
Molecular function (GO): metalloendopeptidase activity; metal ion binding
Source: RefSeq, a predicted model, not a curated record
AUGAUGAUGAUGAUGACGAUGAUGAUGAUGAUGAUGAUGAUGAUGAUGAUGAUGGUGAUGAUGAUGAUGAUGAUGAUGAUGACGAUGGAGAGGAUGAUACGAAAGACGCGGAGAAGUCCACUCGCCCUAAACGGUUAAGAAGAGAAGAAAAAAUGAGUGCUGCUACGCAUAUUUCUUACACAGGCAGCAUGUGGUUUAUGCGUGGGUGUAGGAAGCUUCAGCGAUCCACCAGAAAUUCCAGGUCUGGCGCAUUUUCUGGAGCACAUGGUUUUUAUGGGAUCUGCGAAAUAUCCUCAGGAAAAUGACAUCGAUGCAUUUAUUAGUAAAAGAGGCGGUUCGUUAAACGCGUCCACCGAAUGCGAAUACACAACGUUUUACUUUGAGAUACAAAAGAAGUAUCUGUUGCCCGCUCUCGAUCGUUUUGCUCAAUUUUUUAUUGAACCCCUAAUGAAGAAAGAUGCCAUAACCAGAGAACGAGAAGCCGUAGAAAGCGAAUUUCAGAUGGCCUUACCCUCUGAUAUUGAUAGAAAAGAGCAAUUGUUUUGUAGUUUCGCACGACCGAAUCAUCCGGUAACGAAAUUCAGUUGGGGUAACCUGAUAACGUUGCGUGACAAUGUGACGGACGAAAAGCUUUACGCGGAGCUACAUAAAUUUAGGGAGCGUCACUAUAGUGCUCACAGAAUGAAGCUUGCCAUUCAAGCUAAAUUUCCAUUAGACGUGUUGGAAAAUUACGUCACGGAAUGUUUCUCGAACGUUCCAAAUAAUAAUUUGCCACCAGACGACUUUUCAAUGUUCAAGGGUGCGAAUUCCUUCGACACGCCGAGAUUUCGAAGAAUCUAUAAGAUCAAGCCAGUAAAAGACAUCUGCAGAGUUCAAUUAACAUGGUCGAUGCCAUCCAUGCACCAUUUGUACAAAAGCAAAUCGCAUCAGUACGUUUCGUGGAUUAUAGGGCACGAAGGAAAGGGUUCGUUGAUUAGUUAUUUAAGAGAUAAGAUGUGGUGUCUGGACAUUAAGAGCGGUAACAGUGAGAGUGGGUUCGAACACAGCUCUAUGUAUGCGUUGUUCAGUUUGUCGUUGACCCUAACCGAGCAAGGAUUCAAACAUUUGUCGGAUGUCUUGAACGCUAUAUUCUCGUUCAUCAAUUUAAUGCGCAAAGAGGGACCGCAGCAGCGAAUUUACGACGAGAUUAAACAGAUUGCAGAUACGGCUUUCAGAUUUAUUGAUGAAGAGCCACCAGCAGAAUAUGUGGAAGAAUUGUGCGAGAACAUGCACUAUUUUCCUCCUUGCGAUUACAUCAUUAGUGACAAGUUGUACAUGGAGUACAAUCCGGACACUAUACGGGCGUGUUUGAACUACUUGACCCCCGACGAUGUGAACAUAAUCAUUUUCGACAAGAAGUUCAACGACGAAGAGUUCGAUAAAAUUGAGCCGUGGUUCCAAAUGAAAUACACGGACACGGAAAUACCACAAGCGUGGAUAGAGUGCUGGAGAACCAUCGAACCUCUGCCUGAAUUUUAUUUACCAUUACCGAACGUUUUCCUCACGGAUGAUUUCAGUUUAAUUACUAUACCACCAGACGUUCCGAAAUAUCCUACAAAAAUUUACACGGAUGAUAUAUCCGAAGUCUGGUAUCGACCCGAUCCUAAAUUCCGUUUACCCGAGUGCUACAUGAGUUUUUAUAUCAUAACACCCAUGGCUAUCCAUUCGACUAAGAGCGCGGCCUUAAUUGAUUUAUUCGUUACGAUAUUGCAACAGUUGUUGGUAGAAGAGUUGUACCCAGCUACGACUGCUGAGCUGAAUUAUGAGAUCUACUCGAGCGAUGAGGGUAUCGUGCUCAAAGUGUACGGAUUUAAUCAGAAAUUAUCGCUUUUAUUGAACACUAUUGCAACAUGUAUAGCAGCCUGUCCGACGCUCGUAACGAAAGAAUUUUUCGACGUUUUGAGAAAGGAACACGUUAAAAGCUAUUACAAUACAUUCUCGAAACCUAAGAAGCUGGUUCAAGACGUGAAGUUGUCCAUUCUAUUGCUGGGUCAUCAGCCCAUCACCUACAGGCACGGCGCCAUCAGCGACGUCGAGUUCGACGAAUUUCAAAAUUUCGUCAAAAGCUUUACCGAUCACAUUUACAUUCGAUGCUUAGCGCAAGGUAACAAGACGAAGGAGGACGUCAUCGAGAAUGUACGUGACUGCAUAAAAGCGCUGAAAUGUGGUCCAUUAUUGCCCAAUACUAUGCCGUAUAUCAGAGUCAAUCAAGUACCUUUGGGAAUAAACUACUGUAAAAUAAGGAACUUCAAUGAAACAGAUACAAACUCUGUUGUGGUGAACUACUAUCAAGCCGAUGUCGCAUCUGUUAGAUUGUCGGUUAUGAUUGAACUUCUGACCACGAUCAUGGAGGAACCCCUUUUCAAUCGCCUGAGGACGCAAGAGCAACUCGGCUACGACGUAUUUUGUGUUAUGGACAACACUUUCAAUAUCCUUAGUUAUUCCAUCACAGUUUUUACCCAAGCGGACAAAUACUCUACGGAGCACGUGGACAGCAGGAUUGAAGAGUUUUUAAAGGCAUUCAAUAAGAUCCUGGAGGAGACCUCGGAAAAAGAUUUGAAAGCUAUACAGGAAACAUUGAUAAGACAGAAGCUAUAUGCCCCCAUACAUUUAGGGGAAGAGUACAGCAGCAACUGGGCAGAAAUAACGGCGGGCGAUUACAUGUUCGAUAGGAUCGAGAACGAAUUGAUCGCAAUAGAGUCUAUCAAGAUCGGAGAGCUUAGAGAGUGGAUGGCUGCUCACACGAUGAACGGAAGCAACUUGAGGAAGUUGAGCGUGCACGUGGACGGAACGCCUAAAUCGAUCGACAAGGAAAACAACGAGGGCGCCAAGUUGCAAGCGGACAGAGUAGAUUCCAACUCGAAGGUAGAGAAAGUAGGAAACGUCAAGUAUCCGUUGAUUUAUAUACCCACCACGGAAUGCCAAAAUGACACGUGCAUGGCGUAUUACAUUACCAAUAUAGAAGAAUACAAAAAGCGUCUGUAUACCUAUCCUGUCACCCACACUACUUUAUGAUACUAAAUUCUUUUAUAAAAUUGGUAGAUGUAUUUGACGACUUUACCUAGUGAACUACAAAAUUGAAAAAAAUAUUAAAAAUGCUACAAACUUUGCGAAUCAUUCACUCAAUCACCUGCGAUCUUUUUACAUUGUUUUUCCACCAUUGAUCCUUAUAAAGGCCAAGUGCCCUAAUACUUACGACCAGUACUGUAUGUCGUUUCAAAGUUUUCUGAGAGCAUUGAUCUCAAUUGCACAAAUUUUCAUUCUUGCGACCACUGAAUAAACAAAUAAAAAUGAUCAAUA